CUUCACUUCCUUAUUGCGCUUCAACAUCUUGCGUAUUGAACUUGCACAGAUGGGCAUCAUCACCGGGUGCUUCCUGACGCUCUCUAUCUUGUUUUGUGCCUUCCGCCUCCUCGUAAAGAGUUAUCGUCGUGGUUUGCGAUUACCUCCUGGGCCAACGGGCAUCCCUAUCCUGGGCAAUAUCUUACAAGUUCAGGCUCAGCGUGAUGUACCACUUUGGAUCGAGUAUUCCAACUGGGCGCAAACCUACGGCGAUGUGUUUUCCUUCAGUGUCUUUGGAUCACGCACCGUUGUUCUGAACUCGUACAAAGCGAUCACCGAACUUCUAGAGCACCGAUCUCACAAUUACUCAGAUAGACCCCGCCAAACCAUGCUCGUCGAGCUGAUGAGGUGGAACUGGAUGUUUUCUUUGAUGGAAUAUUCUGACCAGUGGAGAUUACACCGGAAGACCUUCCACCAGUCUUUCCACCCUCGUUCGCUAUCAGAAUACCACGACAUUCAGAGGCGGAGGACAGCACAGUUAGUAAAGAAGCUACUGACAUCGCCAAAUGACUUCUUUCAGCAUGUCAGGAUGCAUUCUGGAGGAAUAAUCCUUGAAGCCAUCUACGGUUAUUGCAUUCAGGACAACAACGACCCAUAUGUCAAGCUGGCAGAUGACUUGUUAUUAGGAGCGGGGGAAGCGGGUGCUUACGGAGCAUUCUUGGUUGACUACAUACCGAUGCUAAGAUAUGUUCCUGCCUGGUUCCCGGGUGCCACUUUCAAAGCGAAAGCCGACUUGUGGGCCCGAGAAUCAGAUCGUCUCAAGGAUAUCCCAUGGGUGCAUCUUAAGCAAUCAAUAGAGGACGGAACCGCCGUCCCCUGCUUCUCUACACGAAACCUAGAAGAAUUCGGAAUAUCACGCGCUUCAAAUAAUAAUCCGGAGAUGGAAGAAGUAAUCAAGAACUGUGCUGCCAUAGCUUUCAUUGCUGGUGCAGACACGACCGUGUCGGUCAUUCUAACCUUCAUUUUGGCAAUGGUGUUGAACCCUCAAGUUCAGGUCCGCGCCCAGAAAGAACUCGACAGAGUGACUGGUUCCUCUGGGUUUCCCGAUUUUGCUGACCGAGAAAGUUUGCCCUACGUGAAUGCUGUCCUUGCGGAGACUUUAAGAUGGAAUCCCGUUACACGAAUAACCUUGCCUCAUCGAGUUGUGAACGACGAUGUAUAUGAAGGAUAUUUCAUACCCGCGGGUUCAACAAUUCUCCCAAAUGCCUGGGCUGUUCUGCACGACGAGUCUCUUUACGGACCUGACCCAACAAAUUUCAACCCAGAUCGCUUUCUGAAAUCGGAUGAGAAAGACCUCCCACCCAAUCCCGAACUCAUUGCAUUCGGGUUCGGUAGACGAAGCUGUCCCGGACGGCAUUUCGCUGUGAACACGGUUUGGAUUGCGAUGACAUACCUCCUGACUGCUUUUACGAUGGGCAAAGAAGUCGAUGAGGACGGGAAGGAAAUCGAUCCAGUGGUUGAAUACACGGACGCUUUGUCGACCCGACCGCUUCCGUUCAACUGCCGGUUUAUUUCAAGGUCCCCGGCGUGAGCCUUGUAUCGGUCUUUAACUCGGGAAAGAGGAUGUCAAUUUACUUUGCCAAUGGACCAAGUACAUUGUCGGCCCAAUCGGAGUCCCCGGACGUCCCGUCGAUACCUGUAUCUUGCAUUGCUGAAGUGACCGUAAAGGAACAUUCAAUGAGGUGGUCUUGAGCUUGACAUCUUGCUGAAGCCCGUUCGACAGUGAAGCUUGAUGAGAAUAUUAACAUAUAUCAUGACUGUUGGAACAACGGAAGAAAAAGGGGAAAAACCAUCAAGAUACUAAACUGGUAUAAGACGUAUGGCGGAAAAUAAAAAAAAAGCAAAACUAGCGGUCAAGAAGUUUUGAGAAAUAUGGACCCUGCUACCGCAGGCUAACUUCAAGUUGCCAUCUCCGCUA
This is a messenger RNA of Marasmius oreades (fairy-ring Marasmius), 1957 nucleotides long. RefSeq lists its product as uncharacterized. Gene Ontology annotation, molecular function: heme binding; monooxygenase activity; iron ion binding. The transcript is spliced from 15 exons. The coding region runs from base 50 to 1570 and encodes 506 amino acids. The record is from RefSeq and is a predicted model, not a curated record. NCBI's taxonomy places the organism in Eukaryota, Fungi, Basidiomycota, Agaricomycetes, Agaricales, Marasmiaceae.